CGUACGCAAUUGUAAUAUCGCCUUUAUUCAUACAUAAUCAAAGAUGGAUACUUUUUCAGCCCUCCCAGCUCCGAUACGCCUUUUUAUCAUCAAGUAUCUGCCAGACUUCAAUUCUCUGGAAGCUCUACUGCACUCAUCUCCGGUCAUGGCCUCCAUUUUUGAUGAAUGCGCCGCAGAGGUCAUCGAGGAGAUCGCAUCACAUUAUUUUUCUCCACAUGUCAACCAUCUGCUAGCGCAAGCCGGUUCCAUUUUUGCACCGAACAAGACCUGGAAUAGUGUUACGGACUUUCACUCAUGCCAUGCCGGUUCAAAUUCAAGCAACAUUCUUCCAGAAGGACUUCCUAUCCCGGCAUCUCGUCAUCUUGUUAUUUCCGCCAGUAACAUCGAUUAUCUUUGUCGCAGUUUUCUUCGGGCAUAUCUCGACCGUAUUCAUGCCCUAAAACCGACCCAUUUCCGACGCCCAGGAACCAGGAUGGAUCCGUACGCUGUCACGAAAUACAAUCCCGCCCUCGCCGGUCCCACAUAUAGCAUAUCUGACACUGGUCCACCAUCCUGGGUCGAAACACAGCGAGUUCUCCGCGCUCUAUGGCACCUCUUGAUUUACUACGAACUAAGAUCAAUCAUGCCUUCAUUGCAAAGCGCGCCAGGGGACGAGACGAAACUACAGGAUUUAGAUUAUCAGGAUUUUUGGAUGCAUCUUCCGGUGUGGGAGACUGACGAGAUGGAAUGUGUAAAUAAAUACAUGUUAGAGAUCGCAGAUCCCAAUUCAUUACAACUAGGGACUUCUGCUCAGCUGUCUCGUCUACCGUCUGCUCCGCCAGGAAGCGAACUCGAAAGCUCUUGGCCAACUAUGACGCCUCAGGAUGACAACAUCGGUAGUAAAUGGGGUCAAUCACAAGAAGCAACUACAAGGAAGUCUCCAGCCUCCAACAUGUUCCCAGCCUUGUGUCUCCGAGGCCCUAAUAUUCCUUCACAAAUAUUGGGAGGCGCAACAUGGGAAUCAUUUCGUCGGUUGGGCUUUGGAAUUUGGGAUCUCAAGCGGAUGUGUCGGCUCGAAAUGAUGAGUGCUCCAUUCGAUCCCCAGCGAGAUUCAACAGCUCCAUCUUUGAGAGAGACCUAUACAAUGGAUAAUCUGAAGUUUACUUGGAUGAGUAUUUUACCAAAUAAAUAAGCAACUUUUUCAGCAUUAUUGAAGUCAAUUGCAUGUCUAUUAAGCCUUUGUUGUCAGACAGGAAUUGUUCGAAUUUGAUUAUGUAUCUUUGUCAUGUCAUUGAAAAUUAUGAAAGUUAGGAUUUUAGCAUCGCUCUAUCAGGGAUGACUACUAGAAUAGCGCUUUUUUUAUAAGUUUCUAAGGAUAAAUACUGCUUGGUAC
Talaromyces proteolyticus is the source of this 1372-nucleotide messenger RNA. RefSeq lists its product as uncharacterized. The record is from RefSeq and is a predicted model, not a curated record. Lineage: Eukaryota; Fungi; Ascomycota; Eurotiomycetes; Eurotiales; Trichocomaceae. The coding region runs from base 44 to 1171 and encodes 375 amino acids. The transcript has a single exon.